This is a messenger RNA of Cavia porcellus (domestic guinea pig), 5422 nucleotides long. RefSeq names its product zinc finger protein 582. Gene Ontology annotation, biological process: negative regulation of transcription by RNA polymerase II. Lineage: Eukaryota; Metazoa; Chordata; Mammalia; Rodentia; Caviidae. The transcript is spliced from 8 exons. The record is from RefSeq and is a predicted model, not a curated record. Gene Ontology annotation, molecular function: DNA-binding transcription repressor activity, RNA polymerase II-specific; RNA polymerase II cis-regulatory region sequence-specific DNA binding. The coding region runs from base 452 to 2773 and encodes 773 amino acids.
CUGCUCCGAACUCCAUUUCCCACAGGGCUCUGCGCGGGCCACGCCCACUUCCGGCGGCGGGAGCAAACUGCUGGGCAGCGGGGCUGGCUGGCAGGGUGGAGGCAGGCGGGCAGGCGUGGCCGGGGGUGUGUCCCCCAGCGCCCCAGCCGGUUGAGCGUCCUCGGUUACGGGCGGGGAGCCCUCUCGGUAGGAGGCGAUUGCCUCCCCAAGCCCAGGACUCCGGUCGUCCCUGGCCGCGGAGAGCCGCGCUGCUCCGGCGGAGGCUCAGGGGCCUGCGGGGAGCUGGAGCCGCGGGGCCUGCGCGCGGAGAAAGGGCCGUCUCCAGGCCGGUGCUUUGGGAGUCUUGUCCAGACUUGGUCUCUUUCCCCCGGCACUGCUUUCAAGGGACACUGCCCUCCAGGAGAGAGGCCACACACUGGAGACCGCAAGGACAGGAACUAGACUUAAAGUCAUGUCCCAGGGCUUGGUGACAUUUGGUGAUGUGGCUGUGGAUUUCUCCCAGGAGGAGUGGGAAUGGCUGAACUCUGUGCAGAGGAGUCUGUAUAGAAAGGUGAUGUUGGAGAAUUACAGGAACCUGGCCUCACUGGGCCUCUGUGCUUCUAAGCCUGAUGUGAUCUCCUCGAUGGAACAAGGACAGGACCCCUGGAUGGCCGGAAGGGGGAGGACAGGAGACUGGCACCCUGAUCUGAAGGCUGUGUGUGGGACAAAGGAGUUCCUUCCACCCAAGGACUCACCCGAGAAACAGUUCUCCCCAGCAGCCGGACCAGAGCGGCUCGAGGGCUGCGGCAUGGAGUGCUGUCUGCUGGGGCAGGGCUGGAAUUACAGUGCCCUGUUGGAGACCCAGCCGAUGAGUCAGGGCCUGGUGGCCAUUGCAGACAUGGCCAUAGACUUUACCCCGCAGCUAGAGCCAGCGCAGAAGAGCUUCUGUGGGAAUGUGCUGUGGGAGAGCCAUGCUGGCCUCGGACCCCUCGGCCACUGUGUGUCCAAGCCAGAUUUUGUGGCUUUUCUGGAGUUAGGGAAGGAGCACUGGGUGGUGCAGAGAGAGCUGGUGGCAGGCCUGUUCCCAGCCCAACAGUGUGCACGUGAGACCCCGCAGUUACUUCUGAAGCAGAACUCAUGCACGGAGGUCAUCACAGACAGAGCUUCAGGCGCGAAACUUGCAAGUUCCACUUUCCGACCAAGUUGGGCUUCUGAGUGUGUGUUUGAGAUGAAGCUAGCAGAUCAGGAGACACAACUUGGGCAAGAGGGUGCUUCUCAUAACGAAGCUCUCCCAAAGGAGAGAGAACACAUGUACAACAAGUCUGGAAGAUGGUUCCACUUGGAUGAUUCAGAAGAGAGAGGUCACACUGGCAUUUCAAGUAAAAGCUUCAGAAAAGCCUCAAUGGUAAGAAAACAGACAGGAAUCUAUGCAGGAAAAAAGCUUUUCAAGUGUAAUGAGUGUAAAAAAACUUUUACCCAGAGCUCAUCCCUUACUGUCCAUCAGAGAAUUCAUACUGGCGAGAAACCCUACAAAUGCAACGAUUGUGGAAAGGCCUUCAGUGAUGGUUCCUCCUUUGCCCGACAUCAGAGGUGUCACACAGGCAAGAAGCCCUAUGAGUGCGUGGAGUGUGGCAAAGCCUUCAUACAGAACACGUCCCUUGUCCGCCACUGGAGGUACUACCACACCGGGGAGAAGCCCUUUGACUGCAUUGAUUGUGGGAAGGCCUUCAGCGAUCAUAUAGGCCUCAGUCAGCACAGGAGGAUUCACACUGGAGAGAAACCCUACAAGUGUGAUGUGUGUCACAAGUCCUUCAGGUAUGGCUCAUCCCUGACUGUGCAUCAAAGGAUUCACACCGGAGAGAAACCGUAUGAGUGCGAUGUUUGCAGGAAAGCCUUCAGCCAUCACGCUUCUCUUACGCAGCAUCAGAGAGUGCACUCUGGAGAGAAGCCUUUCAAGUGUAAGGAAUGCGGCAAAGCUUUCAGGCAGAACAUUCACCUUGCGAGUCAUCUGAGGAUCCACACGGGGGAGAAGCCCUUCGAGUGUGGGCAGUGCGGGAAAUCCUUCAGCAUCAGUUCCCAGCUCGCCACUCAUCAGAGGAUCCACACGGGAGAGAAGCCCUACGAAUGCAAGGUUUGCGGUAAAGCCUUCACCCAGAAGGCCCACCUUGCCCAGCAUCAGAAGACGCACACGGGAGAGAAGCCAUAUGAGUGCAAGGAGUGUGGGAAGGCCUUCAGCCAGACUACGCACCUCAUCCAGCACCAGAGGGUUCACACUGGAGAGAAGCCCUACAAAUGUGCCGAGUGUGGGAAGGCCUUUGGGGAUAACUCAUCCUGCACCCAGCACCAGAGACUGCACACGGGCCAGCGGCCUUAUGAGUGCAUCGAAUGUGGGAAGGCCUUUAAAACAAAGUCGUCCCUCAUUUGUCACCGCAGAAGCCACACCGGAGAGAAACCUUAUGAGUGCGGUGUGUGUGGCAAAGCCUUUAGUCAUCGCCAGUCUCUGAGUGUGCAUCAGAGGAUUCAUUCUGGGAAGAAGCCCUACGAGUGUAAGGAAUGCAGGAAAACCUUUAUCCAAAUCGGACACCUCAACCAACACAAGCGGGUGCAUUCUGGAGAAAGAGCCUGUAACUACAGGAAGAGCAGGAAGGUCUUCAGGCAGACCGCACACUGUGCCCACCAUCAGCGGGUUCACUCUGGGGAGGUGUCCCCACGCCCCUCCUUGCCUCCCACGUCAAGCUCUGUGGAUCUGUUCCCCAAAUUUCUCUGGAAUCCACCUGCACUCCCGUCGUCAUAGUCUCAAGACAUUGUCAUUUCAUAUGCACCCAGGUCAUUAACAAACUCUGCCCUUGUGGCUUGGUCCCCACCAGUUUGUUCUUCACAUUACAGUUGGGCUGACUUUUUAAAAGUAUAAAUGUAAUUUGCUUAUGUAAAGCUUGUAUUGCGGUCCUCUCACUUGGUUAAUGCAUAAGAUGAGCCCCAUACAGUACCUGAACCAUGCUGUGUCCAUGGAGCUUAGUUCUUUUAAAACAUUGUUUUUGAACAUUGGAAAGUUACUAUAGCCAGUUCUAAUAAAUGACCCAGUAGGAUGAGACCAGGAGAAGCCAGAUUUCACUUAGCAGUGGGGUGGUUGAAGCAGUUGAGGUUUUGCCUGUGUUUGUUUCAAACCUGAUUCCCUUGUGCCAGGUCUUAUUGUGGCUUUCUGUCCAGUCCACAUGAGUGUAAGGUGGGAAGGUUUGAUGUGAAGGUGACCUUUGGUGACACUGUCAGAAAGGCUAGGGAGGGGAGUAGGCCAGCUGGAACAAAUGGGCUGAAAGAACCAGAAAAUCAAAAGAUUCGUGUGCAUAAAGUUAAAACUACUGACAUUACUCAAGAAUCAGAAAGUUCAGCAGAAUAUAGUCCAUUUGACAAUACUGGUUUAUGAAUAAAUUCUAUACAAUUUAAGGACCCAUCAAUGCUGGGCUAAACUGAGUCAGAGCAGAGUCAGCAAGCUGACUCACAGUCAAGGUGUCACUACAUUUUUAUAGGGCCCAUUAGCUCAGAAUUUAUAAACGUUUUCAAGUGGUUAGAAGUGGGAAGACUGUUUUCAGUGUAAUGAUGUGAAAUUUAAAUUUCGGUGUCUGUCGUUGAGUUGCAUGGGUGGACAGCCACUCCACCCUGCUACUGUCUAAGGCUGCCCACUGCCACCACAGCAGCACUGAGUCAGUCACAGAGACCACAUGGCCCACCGUCAGGCCUCCUUGCAGCCGGUACCUGCCCGGGAGCUUCCCAGAGUGCUUGCUAACCCCGGUCUGGAGUCCUGAGAGACCGCAGCUCAGGGUCCAAGUCCUGUCAGCUGCUGGCUUCCCCAUUGUCCAACACAAUGGCAGCCUGAGCGUCUGUCGCAGGGACUGUGGGCUGGGAAGGUAGCUCAGUGGCACAGUGCCUGCAUGGCAAGUGCAAAUCCUGAGUUCAGUCCCCUGUUCUGGGAGGAAAAAACCCAAGUCUGUGGCGGAGGCUGUGGCUGCAGCACUCAGAACAUUUGCCAACCACUGCCCCAGCAUAGAUGAGACUCUACAAAAGGUUUUCAUUUUAUGGAGGUAACACAGCUUACAUCAAACACAAGAAAACAGACUAAAAACAAUGUAUGAAAAAUGAAAGAGAGGGCUGGGGAUUUAGCUCAGCAGCAUAGGUGCUUGCCUGGUAAGCACAAGGUCAUGAGUUUGAUCCCUGCCCCCCACCCCCAAAAGAAAAAAGAAAAAAAUUUUUUUUGUCUUCUUGAGAGAGAUUCACUAUGCAUUUCAGGCUGGGCUUGCACUCACUUUGUAGUCCUGGCUGGUCUCAAAUUCACAGUGAUCCUCCUGCCUCAGCCUGCUUAGAGCUGGGAUUCCACCCCUGGCUAGAAAUGAAAUUAUUAAAUUAGAAAAUACGUAAAGGGGGAGUUAUUUUUAGAUUAAAUAUUCAGGAUUAUUAAAAUGUUUAUAAAUUUGAUUGAAAAAAUAGGAUACAUUUACUCUGGUGUUUUUCCUGAAACAACAUGAAGCAUGAGGCAAAAAUAACAAGGAUUUUUUUUUAAAUAGUUUUUUUUUUUUUUUUUUGGUAUGAGGCUUGUAAUGUCAUGUUGAUGUUUCAGUUUUAGGGAAACGACAUUUUGAUAAUUGGUUGUCCACAUCUCCAAAAGGAAGAAGCACACGUACGCCUUACAGAUAACUGUAGGGCACCUGUAUUUAACAUAUCUAGUUAUAAAGUAAGAUUUUAAAGUAAACAUAGAAAAGAAGAUGCCUUUAACAAAUAGGAGAUGGGAUCCUAGGAGCUGAAAAGGCAGAAAAAAAAAAUUGGCCUCCAUAACAAUUUAAAACCAAAAAGCCACCAAAAACGUGGGAAAAUCAGCUGAUAGAAAAUGCGUGUAGCUUGUAAAUGCGCCGAUUAGGGAUGACGCAGUUCCACCUGUAGAGCAGAGUGGGGCAGUUGGCAAAGCCAGGAGGAAGGGAAGUCACACAGCGGAGCAUUCGGGUGCAUGAAUUUUGUGAAUGUCUCACCUUCGUGUAUCAAAACAACAAAAAAAUAAAGGGAAAACAAGCUCUCAGCCCUUAGAUGGAUUAAAGUCUAAAAUUCGUGUGACACCAGUACUGGUAUCUGUGAGAAGACUAAUGCUUGCAUUAUGAGCAGUGUAAAUCUGUCUCCUUCCUGCCUUUGAAGAUGGUACCUGGCAUGACCUGUCAGAAUUCUGACUGUGAUCCUUUGAGAGCAAUUCCAGAUCUAGGAGUCUUAUGGGAAGAAAGAUAUAUAUAUAUGAAAUUUAUGCACAAUUUUUAAAAUUGUGGCAGAGUUUCUGUGUCCUGCCAAGCACAUUGCCUAAAUUGUGAUUAUUUAGUACUGUGUUGUGCAGUUAGCAGAAAGGUUGGGCAUCAUGUCUACCCAUAGAGAGCCCUCUGCAGUAAUUAAAUGAAAUAUGACAUUUGCAGAA